GCAUUUGGAACCAACCAGGAGGACUACGCCAGCUACAUCAUGAACAGCAUAAUCCGGUGGGGUGACCCAGUGUCAGCAGCCCUGGAGGACGGGGAGCUGCUGGUGCAGCAGACAAAGAACAGUGACCGCACGCCACUAGUCUCUGUGCUGCUGGAAGGCCCGCCUAACAGCGGGAAAACAGCACUGGCGGCUAAGAUUUCUGAGGAUUCCCAGUUUCCCUUCAUCAAGAUCUGCUCUCCGGACAAGAUGAUCGGACACUCUGAGAUCGCCAAAUGCCAAGCCAUCAAAAAGAUAUUUGAAGAUGCUUACAAAUCCCAGCUGAGCUGUGUGGUUGUGGAUGACAUUGAGCGCUUGUUGGAUUACGUUCCUAUUGGCCCUCGUUUCUCCAACAUGGUGCUACAGGCUCUGCUGGUGCUGCUGAAGAAACCACCUCCAAAGGGUCGUAAGCUGCUCAUCAUUGGCACCACAAGUCGUAAAGACGUCCUUCAGGAAAUGGAGAUGUUGGAUGCUUUCAGCACCACCAUCCACAUUCCCAACAUCUCAAAAGUAGAGCAGCUGAUGGAGGCCUUUGAGCUGCUGGGCAGUUUCAAUGAGAAAGAACGGGCCAUGAUAGCUAAAGCUUUACAGGGCCAACGCUUGGGGAUCGGCAUUAAAAAGUUGCUGAUGCUGAUUGAAAUGGCGGCACAGAUGGAUCCUGACUACAGAGUUAGGAAGUUCGUGAGUCUGCUGCAGGAAGAAGGAGCACUGGUUUCUGAUAAGUUUGUGGCAAUCUAGACUCAGUGGAGCCACGCGGUGAAAUAGAGGCAUCCUUCAACGUUGCAGAGGAUCAGAAGACUGAUAAAGGAUGGCAGGAGGAAGCAAACGAGAUAUAGAUCCCAUCUCUCGACAUCCUUCUCAUCCCUGAAGCUCUGCGUGCUUCUCUGAGCUGCAGACACCAAGCAGGCAGUCGCCUCCUCUGCAGCAUUAUGUGAUAAUGUAAAAUAAGAGAUAUGCACAGUGCUUGUUGUAUCUGGGUGUCUGCUUGUGCUGCAAUCUCUUUGUGAUGCCUCUAGCACUCCAUUGGGAUUUUAUAUAUAUGUAUACAAAAAGAGUCGGGGCAAAGUACAUGUGCACAAACACUAAUUAUGAUAAUGUUUGUUUAUAUAGACUUUAUUUGUAGGAAGAGAUCAUUCCAUGACUUCUUUUCUUAUGUUGCACAUUUCCUUGCCUCUGAUCUUUUUAUUGUAUGAAUAAAAUAAUAUUGCUAACAAAAAAACGUUGUAGUAUCUGUAGUUAAUGUUGUUUUUAAAGGGACGUUAAAAAGGAACUUGUGCUGUGUGUUCCAUUGUUAUAAUGUAGGUUUUCAGUUGCUGUUUAGUUCACAUGCUGUUCAGUGCGUCCAAAAAGCUGUCUGUUUUCCACAGUAGCAUGUAAAAAAUUGCUGCUCCCAAGAAAAACAAAAAAGUUAACUAUUAAAUGUUCUCAUGGCUGUUGAAAUCAUAAGAAUGUCAUAACUAUCACUUAGUGUAAUUACCUCCUAAUUAUGAAAUAUUUGAGAAGAGAUGAACCCAUUCACACAUUUGAGGUUAACCUCCACGGCUUCUGGGUUGAGCAAUGAUUGUAGAGCCUAGCAAGAAAACACUCAGCCAUUUAUGGAGGAGCUACUGCUGCAUGUGUGCACGUUUCUUGAUGCAGUUCUCCAGGAUUGUAGUAAAAAAGCAGCAAAAUGUUGCUUGAGAUAUUAGUAGAAAAUCAAAAUGAUGUUGCUGUAUCAUUUUAUUUUUUUUCUCUUUUUUGUAUUUUCUGCAAGUGAGAUUAAAUUUGAGCUAAAACUUGUGAAUU
Pelmatolapia mariae (spotted tilapia) is the source of this 1821-nucleotide messenger RNA. Its product is annotated as vesicle-fusing ATPase-like. Gene Ontology annotation, molecular function: ATP hydrolysis activity; ATP binding. Gene Ontology annotation, cellular component: Golgi stack. Gene Ontology annotation, biological process: Golgi to plasma membrane protein transport; intra-Golgi vesicle-mediated transport; SNARE complex disassembly. The annotation marks the transcript as partial. Lineage: Eukaryota; Metazoa; Chordata; Actinopteri; Cichliformes; Cichlidae. The transcript has 9 exons. The record is from RefSeq and is a predicted model, not a curated record.